GGCAAUAUUCAUCGUACGUGCCUAGUGAUAAACAUAUCGUAUGAGCUAAGGUGACCAUCACUAGCAAAUGCCAUGGUAUUCAUGAAAUAAAUACGUGGUUAAUUUGUUGAUAAAACGCCCACAAACAACCUAAAAUGUGUUCGCCUUGUAAAGUGCGCAGAACUAAUGUAAAGCAGAAACAGUUCCGCAACUAGAAGGAGAAAACAAUUGGUGAUGGCGAAGGACAAAGUGAAAGAGGAAGCACAAAAACAAAAGGAGCCAACGAUUCAGUUAACAUAUCGCUUUGCAUUCUUCUUUAUUGCUGGCAGCCUGGCAGCCUUUGCCUUUCAUGCGCUGGCAUCGUCCGGUUCCAUGUUGGGCUGGAGGCUUCAGUUGCGUCAGUUGCAUCACCUGCCCACAGCGCAUUAUUUGCAGACUCGCGAUGAGUUUGCGGUUUAUUCGGUGGAUGAGCUAAAUGCGUUUAAGGAGUUUUAUGACAAGAGCAUCAGUGAUAGUGUCGGCGCCAGUUUCUCGGAGGCAGAGCAGACCAAUAUUAAAGAGGCUAUGGGUGCACUGCGUCUGGCUCAAGACAUGUAUAUGGCUGGCAAGGAUGUCAAGGCUUCCCGUCUUUUUGAACACGCUCUCGCAUUGGCGCCGAAACAUCCGGAAGUUCUGCUACGUUAUGGCGAAUUUCUGGAGCACAGUCAACGUAACAUUGUUCUGGCAGAUCAGUACUACUUUCAAGCCCUUAGCAUCAGUCCAAGCAACUCGGAGGCAUUGGCCAAUCGUCAACGCACUGCCGAUGUAGUACAAACUCUGGACGAGCGUCGCUUGGUCUCAUUGGACAAGAAACGGGAUGCAUUGUCUGCCAUCCACGAGACCAACUCGGCACUGCGUCGCGCCAAAAAGGAAGCCUACUUCCAGCACAUCUAUCACUCAGUGGGCAUUGAGGGCAACACCAUGACACUGGCCCAGACACGCUCCGUUCUGGAAACCCGCAUGGCCGUCGAUGGCAAGUCCAUAGACGAACACAACGAAAUCCUGGGCAUGGACUUGGCCAUGAAAUACAUUAAUGCCAGUCUAGUACAAAAAUUGGAAAUCACACUGAAGGACAUUCUGGAGCUGCAUCGACGUGUGCUGGGCCAUGUCGAUCCCAUAGAGGGCGGCGAAUUCCGUCGCAAUCAGGUCUACGUGGGUGGACAUGUGCCACCUGGUCCCGGAGAUUUGGCCAUUCUAAUGCAACGUUUCGAAAGUUGGCUUAACUCGGAGCACAGCAACUCGUUGCAUCCAGUCAACUAUGCAGCACUUGCCCACUACAAACUGGUGCAUAUUCAUCCAUUCGUUGAUGGAAAUGGACGCACCUCGCGUCUUCUUAUGAACACGCUCCUCAUGCGCGCUGGUUAUCCACCCGUUAUCAUACCCAAACAGCAGCGCAGCAAAUAUUAUCAUUUCCUUAAGUUGGCCAACGAGGGUGACAUACGACCUUUUGUGCGUUUCAUUGCCGAUUGUACGGAGAAGACGCUGGAUUUGUAUUUGUGGGCCACCAGCGAUCUGCCGCAACAAAUACCAAUGCUCAUACAAACGGAGAGCGAAGGCGGCGAGCUAGCCAAGCUGCAGCCGCAUAUUGCGCAUAGCGCCUCAGAGUUCUAUGAGACAGAAACUGGCUCUGGAUUGGAUUUAGGCACCAGUGGAACGCCCUGACACUCAAGUCAAUGGUUGCUCAAUCUAAUUACCAAAUUGUCUAUUGUAUAUUAUCUGUGCUAGCAUCAAUUCUGUGUAUAUUUCUAAUUUAUUCAACAACAAAACCGUUUGCCUGACUGUGAUCGUA
Messenger RNA from Drosophila innubila, 1807 nucleotides. RefSeq names its product protein adenylyltransferase Fic (gene Fic). The record is from RefSeq and is a predicted model, not a curated record. Gene Ontology annotation, molecular function: protein binding. The coding region runs from base 214 to 1680 and encodes 488 amino acids. The transcript is spliced from 4 exons. NCBI's taxonomy places the organism in Eukaryota, Metazoa, Arthropoda, Insecta, Diptera, Drosophilidae.